Caretta caretta (loggerhead turtle) is the source of this 3290-nucleotide messenger RNA. It is a transcript of the gene KMO, whose product is annotated as kynurenine 3-monooxygenase. Gene Ontology annotation, biological process: L-tryptophan catabolic process; quinolinate biosynthetic process. Gene Ontology annotation, cellular component: mitochondrial outer membrane. The record is from RefSeq and is a predicted model, not a curated record. NCBI's taxonomy places the organism in Eukaryota, Metazoa, Chordata, Testudines, Cheloniidae. Gene Ontology annotation, molecular function: FAD binding; kynurenine 3-monooxygenase activity.
AGAGCAUGACUAGACUGCCUGCUUCCCCUCCCCUCUGUUUGCUCUCUGGCAAAUGCAGCCCGGCUGUGUAACAGCGUGAGCAGCGUCACAAGUCUCUCAGGGGACAGAAGACCACAAAAACCAUGCUGCAGUGAGAUUGUUGCAGUCAUGAACUCCACUGACACUCAGAAGGGGAAAGUAGCCAUUGUUGGAGGUGGUCUGGUGGGUGCUUUAAAUGUCUGUUUCUUUGCAAGAAGAGGGUUCCAAGUUGAUAUGUAUGAAGCCAGAGAAGAUAUACGCGUCGCCAGAGCUGCUCGGGGCAGGAGCAUUAACUUGGCGCUGUCUCACAGAGGACGCCAGGCCCUCAAGGCCAUUGGGAUGGAAGAGCAGAUUGUGGCCAAAGGCAUCCCCAUGCGGGCCAGGAGGAUACACAUGCCCUCGGGAAAAACAUAUUCCAUCCCCUAUGGAACAAAGAGCCAGUACAUUCUCUCUGUGGACAGAGCAAAUUUAAACAAAGAGCUGCUAACAGCUGCUGAGAAGUACCCCAACGCUAAGUUGUACUUUGGACACAAGCUGCUCCGCUGCCACAUUGAAUCAGGGCUAUUAACCUUACAAGGACCUGACCAAACACCCAUGGAAGUCACCUGUGACCUCAUUGUGGGAUGUGAUGGAGCCUUUUCUACAGUCAGAAAGCCGUUCAUGCGGCAAACUUGCUUUAACUACAGCCAUGUGUACAUUCCUCAUGGGUACAUGGAGUUGAUCAUCCCACCCAAGGAUGGGGACUUUGCCAUGGAAGAGAAUUACCUUCACAUCUGGCCCAGGAACACCUUCAUGAUGAUUGCGCUGCCUAACCUGGAUAAGUCGUUCACCUGCACGCUCUUCAUGCCCUUCGAGGAUUUUGAACGGCUCACGACAGGCGAUCAAGUGCUGGAUUUCUUCCAAACCUACUUCCCGGAUUCAAUUCCCCUCAUAGGAGCGCAAGAGCUGCAGCGUGAUUACUUUUUGCUGCCACCCCAGGCCAUGAUCUCUGUGAAGUGCUCUUCAUACCACAUCACCUCCCGGUGUGUGCUGAUGGGAGACGCCGCCCACGCCGUGGUACCAUUCUAUGGACAAGGCAUGAACGCUGGAUUUGAAGACUGCCUGGUCUUCGAUGAGUUAAUGGACCAGUUCCACAAUGAUCUCAGUGCCUGCCUGCCCAAGUUCUCCCAGCUGCGAGUGCCCGACGACCAUGCCAUUUCCGAUCUAGCCAUGUACAACUACAUAGAGAUGCGGGCACAUGUUAAUUCCAAGUGGUUCAUUUUCCGCAAGUACGUGGACAACUUUCUUCACCGGCUCAUGCCCUCCACCGUUAUCCCGUUAUACACAAUGGUCACGUUCACUAGAAUCCGUUACCAUGAGGCGCUGCAGCGCUGGAAAUGGCAGAACAAGGUGAUUAAUAAAGGACUCUUCAUAAUUGGGGCAGCAGCAGGCCUGGGUGGCAGCUACCUGCUCAUAAAGUGGGCAUCCCGUAAGUCUGACUCCUGCACAGAAAAGCUGUGGAGCUGGAUACUUCGUCUCAAGGAAACUGGAAGUCUCCCACCGGGAACACGACUGGCAUAAAUGCCAGGGGAGCGGUGGAGGGGACACCUGGCAAAGGCCUAGGCUGUAAACUCAGAGAGGUGACUAGUGGGAGGGACACAAAGGGGGCACCAGCUAAAGGGGGGCACGUAACCUCCCCAAAUGACUCCCACAAGUGACUCGUCCCUGCUCCCCACGUGAUCCCCCCAUGUGACUUGUCCCCACCUUACCCCCAGCCCGGGGGCCCUGCACUCUCCCCAUCUCCUCCCAUCCCACGUUACCUGGCAGGGAGGGGGGGCUCUGCUCCAGUCCCCCUGGCAUGUGUGGAGCCACUAACGCACUCUCCCAGGGGCAGCCUCCGGCCACGCUGCUUGCCGGGGACACUGCCCGUGGGGCGGCACACAGCGGCUGCUCUCUCCCGGGCAGCCUCCGGCCACGUUGCCUGCCGGGGACACUGCCCGUGGGGCUGCACACAGCGGCUGCUCUCUCCCGGGCAGCCUCCGGCCACGCUGCUUGCCGGGGACACUGCCCGUGGGGCGGCACACAGCGGCUGCUCUCUCCCGGGCAGCCUCCGGCCACGCUGCCUGCCGGGGACACUGCCCGUGGGGCUGCACACAGCGGCUGCUCUCUAUGGGCUGUCCCACACCAGGCAGCGUGGCUGGAAGAGGAGAGGCUCUGGCCCUGCCUCUUCCCUUCCAGCUCUGGCCCUGCCCCUUCAUCUCCCCGGCUGCCACCCCUCCCUAGAGUUUUGGGGAGGGUCAUGUGACCCUUCUCCCCCCCCCCCCGAGUCGCCAUAGGCAGUGCAGAGUGCUUUGAGAUCCUUCCAAGGCGCCACACAUUGGUACUUGUCUGAUGAGAGCUGCCUUGCCGCUUUGAAAUGCCGCUGCACCUCACAACCUGCAUCCCUGCUUCCUAGCCACUCGCUAGCCCAGUGCUCCCCUCCUGGGCCUGAACACUGCCUCUGGGUUGGCCUCUGGGGAGUUGCUUGUCACCCACCAGCCUGCUGAUUUUGGGCUAAAGCCGAGAUUUCGCCAGGGGUCCCCGUUGGCUGCGUUUGUAACCAUGAAGCGGGAGCCGUGCUUGUUAUUUUGAAGCUGAAAACGCUGGUCGACAAGUGUGGACAGUUCCACAGCAUCUGUGCCUGGAGCAAAUGGACCGAGCGUCAGGAAGUCCCUGUCUGGCAGGAUGUUCCCGAAUGAACCUCAUCAGACUCGGACUUCAGUACAGUCACGCUCACUGCAAGCCAUGUGUCUCCACGGGGAGGCUGCUGGCCACUCGGGAUGGGACCAAACUCCCAUUAGGACUUUCUGCAGAGAAAGCUACUCCAUGGUUUUCAAACUGGCGCUUACCGGGUCUCCUGGUAAGAUUGAAAGGCGGUCUGCAGGCAGGCAGCUCCCUGAUCAGAGAUCACUGUCGCUGAAACAGGUCAGUUCUGGUUCCAUCUGGAAAGUUUUCCUGCUAUUGAGUUUGUUCAGGACUCAAGGAUUUCCCUGCAACCCCAUCCCUCUGUUUGGAAGGAGGAGCACUAGGAUACACCCACCUAGGGUUAUCCGUGAUUCAGCAAGAGCCUUGGGCAUGUGGCUAACUCUAGGCAAAGUGGAGAGUCCCACUGAGUUCAGUGGGAUUACUCGUGUGCCUAAAGUCAGACACUGGCUGAAAUGAGGCCUAAGCGCUCAUGUAACACAUGGGAUUUUUAAUCCGUGAACUCCUGUUAUUUUGUCAUCCUUGUCUACCCAAAUAAAAGCUGUUUGAAA